Salvia hispanica is the source of this 1218-nucleotide messenger RNA. The record is from RefSeq and is a predicted model, not a curated record. Lineage: Eukaryota; Viridiplantae; Streptophyta; Magnoliopsida; Lamiales; Lamiaceae.
UGUGUGCGUGUUGAGAGUAUGUGUGUGUGUUUUCCUUUUAUUUUCUGUGUUUCUUUCCUUGUAAAGGAUCAAUUGUCUGGUUUUGGGAAUAUGCUUUUGUGGAGUUGCGGUUUGUAUGUUUGGAUUUCGUAUGUUUAUGUGAAGAUUUAAUCAGUGUGUAGUCGUUGAUCAAAUCCCUCAGUUUGGCAGCAAGAAAAGGUUUGUAGGAUGCAAAAGCCCAUCCAUCAAAGAUUCUGACUGAACCUCUGCUGACUUGUUUCCAACAUUGUAUGACCAUGUGGUUCUCUGGAAAGCAGCUCGAGAUACCUGUCUCAAACUCCAAGAGCAUGGCAACGGAGACAGAAACCACAAAAGGGCGGGACUAUUACCAUCUGAAGCUGUCAGAGCAAGAUUCGUCCUCAACUCUAUCCACAGACCAGUCUCAUCACGAGGGAUCUACUUCGGCUGGAAGUGACGUGCAGAUGAAGAACUUGUCGUUUCAGCCUGUUGGUGGAAAUGCAGAGUAUUUCAGCCAUCAAGUUCAGAUGGAACACAAUCAAUCAUCGGAUUGGGCAUCUUACUCCAUGGCUGCACCUUAUUUUGGCAGGAUAGCAGCUGCAUACGAUCCGAAUUCUGUUAUUUAUCCUCAAAUGGCUGUGGUCGGGCAAGCAAGGGCUGUGCUACCGCUGGAUCACGAUCAAGGCAUCCCCAUGUUUGUCAAUGCAAAGCAAUACCACGCCAUUCUCAGGCGUCGCCAAACCAGAGCUAAACUCGAGGCUCAGAAUAAGAUUGCAAGAACAAGAAAGCCAUAUCUCCAUGAGUCUCGCCACCACCACGCUCUGAGAAGAGCUCGGGGUUCUGGAGGGCGCUUCUUGAACACGAAGAAGUCAAGCCCCACAGCUCAAGAACCCGAGAGCAGCACCAGCUGGGGCACAUCCACCACCUCUGGCUCUGAUGUCUCAUGCAUAUUCAACAACGACGACUUAUUCCAACAACCACGCAUGGGGACACAAUCGCGUACGAUGGAACACAACAACAUGCUUCUGUUAUCCAUGGAUAGUUACACACAAAUCCGCACCACGACGUGAUUGUGCUGCUCUCCUGUGUGGUUAACCGGCAGUUCAUCCUUGGCUAUCUUUUCCCCUGCUGCUUCUUGCAGUGUCUCAUGCUUAGUUUUUGGUAACUUGAACUCAUCUUUGUGUAAGAAUUUGAAAAUAUGUUUUACGUGUUUUUGUUUCA